AUUCAUUCUCAUAAAAUAGAAUACACUGAAACGAGUGAUCAACUCAACGUUACAUGUGAACAAAUUAUUAAAAAUAUGCUAACUUAUAUAACAAAUAUUAUAUCGUUCUAUUUUUAUAAUAACACAUGUCAGUAAAGUUUUAUUGUAUUAAUAUGAUGCCUAAUGUGAUGCAAGAUUAUGAAUAUAUCUAUUCAUAGACCUACUUAAUUAUUAACGUUGCUAAUUCUGUAUUGCAUGGUGUUGAAUCAUAAACGAGAAAGUUCUGGCAGAAGAUCUGGUACUAAACAGAAUUUUAGGUGUUGGAUACCUCACAAAGUUAAUAUCAAGAAACUGGAUAGAUUGCAGCAAUGCCAGAAUUAAAGCUUGAGUCAUAUGUACAAGAGGUGUUGAAUGAUGAGAUUGAGCGUGAUGACAGGUUUCUAGAAGUGGAGGACCUGGAACACCUCCUGCGAGAUGAGAAUGAUGGUGAGGUGCCGAGAUCAGGGAUAUUUGGAUACCCGUCGUCACCACUGUACCGCGAACUGGCCAACAUGCUGCAGCUGUGGAUGACAAACAGGUGGUGCCCAAUCUUCGACCUUCCCAAGUAUGGUCUGUUAGAUGAAACAGUUUAUGUGGAAACAAGGGCAGCCACGGUGGCCUCCAUCACCCCCCUGCUGGAAGGUCUGCUCACUCUGUGGGAACUGUGGGGACGAGAGGAAAUCAAGUUUAGAAUCAGACAAGUCAUGCUGCUACUGGGAAAGCGAGGUUUGUUGGACAUUCUUGGAGUUCGUAAGACAGUUGGGUCUACAAACAUGUGGCCAACAAGCAGAAAGAAAUUGCUUGCUUCAUUUUUGGAGAAACACUCGCCAAACUCCAAAAUUUGUGUAGGAGCACGAGCACUAUCAAAGCACUACCAUCGAGAUGAAAGUACAUCCUGGUGGGGAAACUGUACAGGGACUGAAGAAAAUAAAAACACUCAUGCCUUGCAGAUCGUGUUAAAGAUAUUAGACCAUGCUACCUGGAUCAACAUUCACUGGCUUCCUCAUGAUCUGUUCAUACUGGAGGUACGACAAGCUGAAGGAUAUGGUGCCAGAUGGUCAGCUGAUGGAUCAACGUUCCGUGGUUUCCUCGAACCACAGAUGAUUGGUGGACACGAUGCUGGAUGGAAACAUUGAUCCCAAGACACAUUUACAAUCAAACAUUUCAUACCACAGCACAACAUAACAUACACCAUGUCAUGUGUUGCUAGAGUACAUUGUUUUAAUUAUUACCCAUAUGGUUAAAAAUGUCUUGGUACAUAUCAAAGUAAUACAUCCAAAUAGAACACUUUGACAUCAUCAAUUGGCGCACUGAAAUCUUACAGGAACAUCAACUAAACGAGCUGAGUGAUAUUAUUUAAGAUCGAUUAUGGGUAAUAAAUAGGAUAUUAAAGUGGCUACCAUUUUGUAUCAUGUUUAUGUCCCUCGUGAAAUAAUUGUCAUUGUCACUCAUAAAAGCUUGUGACAAUUGAAAAUUAUUUCACUCGAGACUUUAAACAUGAUACAAAACAGAAGCUCAUUUAAUAUCCUAUAAUUAGGUAUGUGUGGAAGACUGUUCUUAUAAACAGAUCAGUUUUAGCCCGAUCAGAUCCAUAAUGUAAAUGAAUCUGCACUAUAGCACAUCACAAUUUGAAAGAUCAAGCCUACAUUCAGCAACAGUGAAAAAUGCUAACACUUGUGUACAAUUUCAUCAGUUUUUGAUGUUAUGAUUUAAAUUUUCACAAAAACCUUUCUACUGAAGGGUUUUUCCCCAAGGGUAAUUUUAGAAAUUGAGACAACUGCAAUCCUCCAUGAAGUCAUUUCUGACUCUGUGGUGGUGUGAACUAAAUCAAAGAUAGAUGUUGGUGUCAAUGGCAGAAUGUAGACCAAUUCAGUGGAGAUAUUUUCAACUAACAUAAAUAAUUCAGUUUUUACCACCCAGUCAAGCAUUCCCCAGCUGAACUCGAAACGGAUUGAUCAUUUCUUGUUCAUAUUAGUUUUUAAAAAGUUGGGCUAGCCAAUUGCAACUUUUAAAAAACAAUUGGGAAUUCGUUUUAGUUGCAAUUUUGUUGGAAGCUCAAUAGUUUUGCAAAAUGUUCUGCUCAACCUGUGUUCUAACAGAGGAUGAUAUAGUAUUGGUAAACAAGCAACUUGCUAUUUUGAUGAUCAAGACAGUCCUGCCAGUGAUAAAGCCUAGAUCACACUUAUUACACGACGAGUGCCAUGAGCCAUUCACACUACACAAAGGCUGUAUGCAACUCGACAUAUUUGGUAGUGACAAAUGCUCUCGAGGUCUUUAUCUUGUCGUUGCAAGUUAGCUUGUGUGUCUCAGAGAUAAAUGCCAUUGAACAAAGUUGUCGGUCACAGACUCGACAAUCAAAUAUUGUUGCAUCAUUUGUGAUUUAGGCUUAAAGGACAAGAUAAACAUUACAAUUUCAUCAAUUGCCUCGACUGCAGAAUGUUUUUCAACAAAGUGAAAUAAUGCACCUGUCUUAAAACAUUAUGUCCAGCCGUUAUGGUCAAGUUGUUCUAGGGCGUCAUAAAACAAUCAUUCUGUUAGGGAUACUGGACUGCAAAGUAAACAAGCCAUCAAAGCUUUUCUAGUGAUAUUUUUAUUUUUGUAUUCAAGAAAUGUUUUAAAUAUAUGUUGUGAUAUUUUAUAUAUUUUUAUGUAAAAUAUUAGUACUUGUAAAAUAAACAAAUAUUUGACU
Molecule: messenger RNA, 2707 nt
Organism: Gigantopelta aegis
Lineage: Eukaryota; Metazoa; Mollusca; Gastropoda; Neomphalida; Peltospiridae
Exons: 10
Coding region: 348-1154 (268 amino acids)
Source: RefSeq, a predicted model, not a curated record